UGUAGUCGUCGGCUGAAGUCGUUUCGUGUCAUAACGUGUACAGCAGGCUGCAUACAAUAACGAUGUUAUAAUCAGUUGUAGUCGUAAUAGUCGUACUCGUGUUGUCAGUUUACCAGGUUUACCAUUUUGGCGCGGAUUACUAUGUUCAACUCUCGCCGUCCCGCCAAAAUCGUUUUGUGUUAUAAUUUUGAUUGUUUUAUUCUGUGAUUCACUGCCUCACCGGCGCCAGAGCUGCCCUUUGUCAGCCGCCAGUUCGCCAUUUUCGUCCCUGUUCACUGUGUCUACCGCACUACCGUCUACCGCUUACAUUUCACAUUUCGUAUAUUGAUUGUGUCCUGACGAAGAACGAUAAUGUUCAACUGGAUUUCGUGAAAACAGGAUAGUACCUCUGCCAUUGAAGUGACAAUAACGAGUAACUUAAGAUACAUUUUUGAAUAGCGCUGAUAGCAAUAGUCAAUUGCUGCAGUCAUGUAUGUGCAAGUAAGAAUGAUGGACACUGGCGUGUCGGUCACAAUACCCACGUCCAGGACAACAGUGCUCAAAGAAUUUAAAAAACUUGUUGAGGAAAAAUUCAACAUUAAGCCAGAAAAUCAAAGAUUGUUUUUUGCUGGCAAACAACUGGAAGACCAAUAUAGGCUAUUUGAUUAUGGCGUUAAUGUAAAUGAUGUUAUUCAAUUAAUGGUUAGGGCAGCUGCUACUAAAAUAGACUCUCCAAAAAAAUCAAAAGACACAAUAAGUUCAAAAAAAGAUGUGCCUACUCCUAGCUGUUCUUCUACCACUAGCUCAAUAUCAAAUGAAGAUGAUUCUGAGGAAAGUAAAUAUUUUAAAGUUGGUGAUUAUGUUGAUGUAAAAGAUUAUACGUAUGGAUCAUGGUUUAUUAGUAAAUUAAUCAAGAUAAAAAAAGAUAGCUGUGUAGUAAAUAAACCAAAUGAUCCUAAAAGUCCAGUGGAAAAUGAUGGGCUAAUUUAUGUUGCAGAGAUCUUAGGAUGUCCCGAAGAACCUCCCAUCGAAGUUCAAUUGCAAGAAAUACGGCCUCAUGCUUUUGAUAUUUUGCCUUUUGAAAAUUUAAAAGUAAAUGAUAGAGUUCUCAUGAAUUAUAAUGUUGAUUAUCCUCAAGAACGCGGUUAUUGGUAUGAUGUUCUGGUAAAAGAAAAAAAAACUAAUAGAAGAGGCCGUAAUGUUAUUGGAGAUGUAUCUGUUGGGAUAGAUAAUGUAGUGUUAAAAAAUUGUCAAUUGAUGUUUCUCGAUGAUAUCUAUAGAAUAAAACCCUAUCAAUUACUUUCGGAGCGGACACCAGAAGAUGAUAAAAUUAUGCAAACUGAACCUGUUGUUAUGAGAGCGGCUGCUUUGUAUUGUAUUAAGUGCAAAGACAACUCAGACAAAUCAUGUAAGGAAUGUGGGUGUCGCAUUUGUGGUGGUAAAGAAGAUGAAGAUAAACAGUUAAUGUGUGAUGAAUGUAAUCAUCCUUACCAUAUGGAAUGCCUUACGCCACCCUUAAAAGAGAUGCCACGUGAUGAUUGGUAUUGUCCGUCAUGUAAAAAUGAUGAGAAUGAAAUUGUCAAAGCUGGUGAAAAAUUAAAAGCUUCAAAGAAAAAGACACCAGAAUCUAUGUCAACAUCUAAAAGAGACUGGGGUAAGGGUAUGGCAUGUGUUGGGAGAACCAAAAAGUGUAAUAUUGUGCCAUCAAACCAUUUUGGCCCCAUUCCUGGUGUUGAGGUUGGGACUACAUGGUUAUUUCGUGUACAAGUAUCUGAAGCUGGCAUUCACCGUCCUCCUGUUGGAGGAAUACACGGUAGAGACAAUCAAGGUGCGUUUAGCAUUGUGUUGAGUGGAGGUUAUGAGGAUGAUGUUGACAAUGGCGAUGAGUUCUUGUAUACUGGUUCUGGUGGACGUGAUUUAUCAGGAAACAAACGUACUGCUCUGCAGAGUUGUGACCAAGAAUUGACACGUUAUAAUAGAGCUUUAGCACUCAAUUGCAAUGCAAAAAUAGAUAGUGAAAAAGGAGCAACAGCUGUGGAUUGGAAGAAAGGAAAACCAGUUAGAGUCGUUCGAAAUUAUAAACUUUGUAAGCAUUCAAAAUAUGCACCAGAGUUGGGAAAUCGGUAUGAUGGUAUUUAUAAAGUAAUAAAGUAUUAUCCUGAAACUGGAAUAUCAGGAUUCACUGUAUGGCGUUUUGUUCUAAAGCGUGAUGAUCCCACGCCAGCUCCUUGGACAACACAAGGCAAAAAGCGUAUAGCGAAAUUAGGUCUUAAAAUCAUUUAUCCUGAAAAUUAUAUACCAACUGUUGCUAACCAAGACAUAAAAUCAAAAUUACCUGGAUCUAAAAAAAAAAGAACACUACAGGACGCUGACAUUGAGGAUAAUGAGCAGUGUUUGGAAGAAGAAGUCACUGAUUGCUCUAAAAAAAAAUCAAAAAUUCUGUAUAAACUUGAAAAAGAAGCAGAAAAACUUAUUACAGCUGACAUUGCCAACCAAAAAUAUUGGAAAGACUGUAAAGAAUUUUUAGAAAAAGGCAAAAAAGCAUUUUUAGAUAGAGUUGAAGAAGUGUUUUCUUGUAUAUGUUGUCAAGAAAUUGUCUUCGAACCAAUUACAACUGAAUGUUCUCAUAAUAUUUGUAAAGGAUGUCUUAGAAGAUCAUUCAAUGCUAAUGUGUUUCAAUGUCCGUCGUGUAGAGCAGAAUUAGGAAAGAGUUAUUCCAUGAAUGUGAAUAUGAAAUUAGCUAAAACUCUGUUGUUUUUGUUUCCAGGAUAUAAUUUAGAUCGUUAAUUCACAAUUUUCAAUAAUUCUGCCUAUGUAAAUAUUAAUUGAUUACAGUACAAAACAUACUCGCUCCCUCAGAAUAGACUGUAUAUUAAGACCUAUUAGGCGCGUUUAUAUUCACAUUAAUUUAUUUUAUCAAUUAUGUAUUUAUGUAUUAGCUUAUAUUUUUGAUUCUAACUUUUUGAUGACUAUUAAUUAAAAACUAUUUUUUAUCUAAUGCCCACGUAUUAAUUUAAGUAAAUUAAUAAUUAAUAAAAUUAGAUAAAAUUUGCUAUUUUGUCAUAUUUUCGUUGAAUAUUACAUAUUAUUUAAAUA
Molecule: messenger RNA, 3075 nt
Organism: Aphis gossypii (cotton aphid)
Lineage: Eukaryota; Metazoa; Arthropoda; Insecta; Hemiptera; Aphididae
Product: E3 ubiquitin-protein ligase UHRF1-like
Exons: 13
Coding region: 469-2766 (765 amino acids)
Biological process (GO): negative regulation of gene expression via chromosomal CpG island methylation; protein ubiquitination
Molecular function (GO): protein binding; ubiquitin protein ligase activity
Source: RefSeq, a predicted model, not a curated record